UAGUCUUUAGGGUGCAUCUUGACAGAAUGCUGUCAAGAUUUGUUUUCAAAACAUCAGUUUUUCUAGUGUUCCAUUAGACAUGUCUCAGACUUACUGACCAGCCUCAGCAAGUCUCUCACCAGGAGAUUUUCCAACUCAUAUAACUGACAUUUCUAAUAGAUGCGCUAUUAAAAAGCAUGUAGGUAAAACUUCAUCAGUAUGAAAUGAUGUAAUGAAUUUUUUUCUUUUUCGUUUUCUUUCUUUCUUUCUUUUUUUUUUUUUCGUUUUUGCUCGAUCAUUUUUCUGCUCGUUGGCCAGAAGAAGGCGCCUGCGCACUGAAUGAGGAGGCGGAGAAAGGAUGCUGAUCUCUCUCUCUCGCUCUCUCUCUCUCUCUCUCUCUGACACACACGCACACACACUCUGCUGCCUCGCUGCUGCUGCUGCUACCUUCUGAAAUCACUCCAUCCUUAGACGUUAAGAUCAGAUCAGGUUUUACAAGAAUGUUUCUGGCGGAGAUGGGGAGACAGAUCUUCCGCUGCUACUGAAAAUCUGAUAUAAAUGCUGAACCAGAAGAGAGCCCUGGAAGCAGCAGCAGUAGCCGAAGCAGCAGUAGCAUCACUGAGGCUGCAGAUGCCCUCUCCAAGGUGUCCACCCCCCAGCCCUCAUCGGGAGAGCCAGGGCAGACAGAAGACAGCAACUGCUCUGACAGUUUACUAGAGUCCAGCUCUAGCGAAGAGGAGGACGUUGAAGGGGAAGAACAUCAGGCCAUGUUUUCUUCAAAAUUCCUUAGUGGGGCCAACCCCCUCAAUGCUGUAACCUCAGCAGUUAAUAAGUUUGGCUUAUUUGGAGAUGAUGAGCAGGGGGACAAAAAUCGGAAAACUCCUCCACAACAGAGAGGUAAACCACUGGAAAAAGAGAAGCCAAGAGCUGAUCCAGGUAAAGGUCCUCAACUACAGCAUGUAUCCCAAAAGUCAGGCCAGGAAAAGAGUGAAUCACUACCAAAUCACAGGUCAGCACAGGGGUGCGUGGGUGGACAGACUGAUAUUCCCAUCAAGGCUGGUGGACAGCAAGCCACUCAAAAGGCAGGUGGAAAGAUUGCAAUUCUGCCUAAAGAAGAGCAACCAAAAAAAUCCGUUAAGGUCCAAGACCAGGAAGGCUCUCCAAAACUAAUUCAGCAACAUGCAAUGUCAAAGAGUGGUAUAGAAAAAGAAUUUCCAAAAGUUUCACCAAAAACAGGUACACGACAACAAGGACCAGUUAAAACUGCUACACAACAGCAACAACCUAAGGUACAAGAAUAUACAACAGCUGGGCCACAGAAACCUGGAACAAUGAAAGGUUCGCCAGAAGUAAGCCAACAAAAGCAGAGUUCAUCAGAUGGACCAAAACAAAAAGGGUCCCCAAAGGUUUUAGAGAAAAAGCAAGCUUCACAAACAGUAGAAAAGCAGCAGCAGCAGAGUCAGAGGUCUACAUCUCAACAACUGCCCACCGAAAAAACUGGACAAGAGCAGCAAGGUCUGAAAGGAACUAACGCAUCGGAGUCCCUUCAAACUGGAACUGGAUCUAAAGAAUCGGAGUCCCUUCAAACUGGAACUGGAGCAACAUCUAAAGGCGACUCUCAAUCCAAACAAGUAUCGAGGGUGCUUUGCCAAGUGUGUAAUAAAAUGGAACUUAAUUUUCAUACCACGGAAAGACCCAACUAUAACACCUGUACGCAGUGUAAAACUGAAGUUUGCAACUUGUGUGGCUUCAGUCCUCCGGAUUCUGAGGGCUGUGAAUGGCUGUGUCUCACCUGCCAGAUACAUAGAGCUCAAGGAUCUUCAGAAACAUCUGCACCUUUCAUGACCAAGGAAAACAAAGAUUCGCUUACUCAGAAAAAGAUUGCAUCUUCUCCUGUCCCUGUCAAAAAGGAGACCUCAGCAUUAAGUUCUCCUCUGAAAAUACAACCCAAUAUGACAGCGACAGUCCCUGCCAAUAGCAAAGCAGCUAAAGGUCAAGAAGGUCGAAAGAAUCCCAUUAUAGCUUCUGGUCAAAAAACAACACAUGACACCCAAAAAGCUCCAGGGUCUGAAAAACCCACCGCAACUAGUCAAACUGGACUCAAGCAAAGCCCUAACAAAACCUCCCAACAGAAGUUAGAUAGUUUGUUUAGCUUUGGUAGUGCUAAAGGUGAAUCUGAAAAACCCAAAGAUUCAUUGACUGGAAAGAUUUUUGGCUUUGGUUCCUCUAUUUUCAAUUCAGAGCCCUCAAAUGUACAAGAUAAACCGCAAAGUACACCUCCAGUUUCUCCUUUAAUGCAGCCGAAAAAAGAAACCACAAAAACAUUAGGUGAAAUGUCAAAACAGGACAAAAAACAACCGCAGCAGGCAGGAACAUCUCCGGCACGAAAGACACAGGGCAAAGAGGGCACAGCUUCAACAGAAAAUCCCGACGAUCCAGUUCGACGCCAGCCUUCUUGUUCAAUUUGUAAAAUUCAGCUCAACAUCUGCUCAACAGACGUUUCCACCUGCACUGAAUGCAAAAGAACUGUCUGCAAUACGUGUGGAUUUAAUCCCACUCCAAAUGUGAAAGAGGGAAAGGAGUGGCUCUGUCUUAACUGCCAGGUUAAAAGAGCUUCUGGAGCAGGUGAACCUGGAGCCAAAACUGGAGCUGCUAAGGGAGCAGGUGGUCAUACAGACUGCAAAGCUACUACUAGUCCAAAAACAACUCAACACAAGCAAAGCCAACUAACUUUUCCUCAGCAGAACACUGGAGAGACAAGCCAAACACCAAAAACACAAAGUUGUGCCACAGAAUCAGGGGAACCUAAGAGUCAACCUACAGCCGUAAAUCCCACUGAGUCAGUAAAAGGAAAAAUGUUUGGUUUUGGCUCCUCCAUCUUCAGUUCUGCAUCAACCUUAAUUUCCACAGCUGUCCAUGAUAAUCAAAAAACUACACCCCCAGUCUCUCCAAAAUUAACAACUGCAAUGCCAGAGAGAAACAUUUCCAAGAAAUCAGACCAGGACAUUGCAAAAGAUGAAGUCCAAAAGACCAAGAUUCUUUCUUUAUCAACCUGUCCUCUCUGUAAAGCAGAACUCAAUGUUGGAUCAAAAGAUCCACCCAACUACAGAGCCUGCACAGAAUGCAAAAAUGUUGUCUGCAACCACUGUGGAUUUAAUUCAAUGCCAAAUGCAAAAGAGGGGGAAGAGUGGUUAUGUCUCAACUGUCAAAUGCAAAGAGCACUGGGGGCCUCUGACCCUCCAGGAACCCCAGUGCUAAAGAUGCAGGUCUCUCCAAAUAGGGGGCAAACAACAGCCAGUGGUCUAAAGAAGGAUAUUUUACAGAAUGACAAACCUACAAACAAGAACAUCUCAACACCUAUUACCCCAACUCUGGACCCUAAAUAUCAGAGACCAUCUAACCAGAAGACUAAAUCCAGUAAUGAGGAAAAAAGAGACUCUCUAAAACAAGGUGGAUCAGGCGGAUUCUUUGGGUUUGGCAGUAGACCUCCAUCGGCUGAUACAAAACCUACUGAAUCAAUGGGAGGUGGGAUGUUUGGCUUUGGGUCAACGAUCUUGAGUUCUGCAUCAACUUUAAUGAGCUCAGCUGUGCCAGAUGAACCUAAAACAUCCCCGUUUCUGUCUACCAAGACAGCCGAAUCAAAAGGAGCCAAAUCACCACCAACUGAAAAACAAAAUGAGAGAAAUAAGCUGGAACAAGUUACAAAGCAAUCACCGUCACUGCAAAUGAAGACUGAAAAAGCUGCUUCAGCAUCCCAAAAAUGUUCCCCCACUGUUCCCAAACCACUACAAUCAGCCUGUCCACUUUGUAAGGUGGAACUCAACGUUGGCUCUAAGGAACCUUCAAACUACAAUAAGUGCACUGAAUGCAAAAAGAACGUGUGUAACCAGUGCGGAUUUAGUCCAGUGCCUAAUGUUUCAGAGGUAAAAGAAUGGUUAUGCCUGAGUUGUCAGAUGCAGAGGGCUCUAAGCGCAUCUGAAAUUGCAGGACCUCCAGUAAGAACUAACAACAUUUCUCCAUCUGUGGUGCAUACAAAAAAGACUGGACAAAAUCAAGGUGUUGCACCGGGAUCACCCAAAAAUACCCAUGAUACUGUAGCACCAGCAGCAGAUAAAACUGAAAAGGUUCCAGUAAAAGAAACAAACGAUUGCCCACCUACCGCUCGUAAAAUUCCACAUGAUAUAAAAGGAGCAUCAAGUGGUCCAAACCAAGCUCAACAGACACCAGGACUAGAUGCUUCUCAAACAAAAGAAUCUGUGACUGGAAAGAUGUUUGGAUUUGGUUCUUCCUUUUUGAGCUCUGCGUCAACUUUAAUAUCAUCUGCUGUUCAAGACGAAUCGCAUAAUGUGCCACAAGACUCUUCUAAGAUGUCCGCAUCAGCACAAGGUUCCCCCAAGGUUAAAGCAGAAGGCAAAGCACCGGUUUCCCCCAAAAUGUCACCGGGAAAACAAACAAAAAUCAACCUAAUCAAAGAGGAACUGGCUUCAUCAAGUCUUAUUAAAAGCCAGAGCACUUGCCCACUGUGUAAGGUGAAGCUUGACUUCACUUCAAAUAACCCUCCUAACUACAACACUUGCACUGAGUGUAAGACAGUUGUAUGUAAUCAAUGUGGAUUUAACCCCAUGCCAAUGGGAGAGGUAAAAGAAUGGCUGUGUCUCAACUGUCAGAUGAAGAGAACUGUUGGUGUAUCACAGCCCAAAGUGCCUCCCACCCAUUUACAAGGCAAAGGUCAUUUACCUUCUACAACUCAGUUGGUGAAUUCUAGUAAGCAAUCUGAACCCCAACAGAAGAUGUCGGAGGCACCUUCAGCACAAAGGCAAAAGUCCAUAGUUUCUGUGCUUUCAGAUAAACCUACAGCUGCUACUACAUCAUUACAACAGAGAAGACAAGAACAACAGAAAGAAGGUUCUGGCAAACCAUUAAGCCAACCUGAAAGUAAGCAAAGUAAAGCUACUCCAGAGACACAGCAAACAACAUCAGGCUUCUUCAGCUUUGGAGGUUCUAAACCACAACUUGACUCGGCGAACCAUGCUGAGCCAGCUAGUGGAAAAAAGUUUGGCUUUGGUCAAUCAAUUUUCAGUUCUGCCUCGAACCUUUUAACUUCAGCAGUUCAGGACCAACCCAAGGCAACCCCACCUGUUUCUCCCAAAUUGUCCCCUGCAAAAGAGGUUAAACCUGCUGCUGGCCAAGGGAAAGAAGACCAAGGGAAGCGUCCGAAUGUCAAAGCACUCUCCCAAGUUGCUGGCAAACCAGGCCAGUCAACGUGUCCGCUCUGUAAAGUUAAACUCAAUGUCGGGUCUAGUGGUGAACCUAAUUAUAAUACCUGCACUAAAUGCGGAGACACUGUUUGUAAACAGUGUGGAUUCAGCCCUGUGCCAACUGAAACAGAGGCAAUGGAAUGGUUGUGUCUAAACUGCCAGAUGCAAAGAGCUCUCGGAGUAACACAGCCUCAAGAGGCCACUUCUGUCAAACCUCAGAUAUCGACAAAGCCUGAAAAGGUUGACAUGAUCAGUAACCCCAAACAAGCAACGAAGGACUUGUUACUUAAGUCACCUCAGAGAAAACCGCCUGCAGAAUCAGCUUCAGCAGAGAGCGGUAACAAAACUGAGAUUACGAAUAUAAAAAAAUCACCAGAACAUGCAAGAAAAAUUCAACUGAUGGAAAAUAGUAUCCAAAAAGAAUCAGUGAAUAAGCUGUCACAGCCAGUAAGUGGUAUGAUGUUCAGCCAUGGCUCUUCUAUUUUAAGUUCCGCAUCUAACUUAAUUACCUCAGCUGUUCAGGAACAGCCUAAUAACGUACAACAAGAAACUCCAAAGUUGUCGGAUUGGAAAAAAGUGGAAGAUCCUCUUAUAGAGGGGAAACAAGUUCAGGACGUUCUUCAUCCCAACGGAACUUUUGCAAAAUCUCAUCCAAAGGCUCCUUCAGUGCCAUCUACCUGUCCACUAUGUAAGGUUGAUCUUAAGACUACUUGUAAUGACCAGCCUAACUACAACACCUGUACAGAGUGCAAGAAUAUUGUUUGCAACCAAUGUGGAUUUAACCCCAUGACAAGUGAAUCCCAGAUGGAGUGGCUGUGCCUGACUUGCCAGGUACAAAGAGCUGUUAUGACAGCAGAAGCUGAAAAUCCCCCUCCCAUAAAAUCCCAGACAUCACCUAGUAAAGUGUCUACAUCUGUGUCUGGCCUAAAAGACGCUUCUCAUAAAAAGAAAAAUACAGAUCAUCUGCAAAAAACAGAAAUGCAAGAAAACCCACUGCAGGAAAUUCCAGCGAAAGAUACACCAAGAAAACAAGAACCUAAAACAAAAUUACAAAUGGACAGCACCCAGACAUCGGUUGUCACCCCACUUAGUGCAGAACAGACCCAAGGUAUUGACUCAGUUUCUACAAAAGAGAAGAACAUGGUAUCAACCGAAGCAGCAACAGCUGUGGUCUCAGGUCUUAAUAAAGCGUUGCCUGCUAAAGCUACUUAUGAUGAUAAAGAUGAUGAAAUGUCUUUGGACAAUAUUAAGUCACCACCCUUUCUUGGACAAGAAGAGAUUUCAGAAAAGAAAGAGGAAAAAUCUAAAUCAGACAAAGAAGAACCUGAUUCCUUUCUUGAAACAUCUGGGCAGCCAAAUGUUCUGUCAAUACUUACACCCAGUCCACAAGUUUGUCAAAUAUUAGGAAAGGAGGAAAAACUAAAACAGGAAAAUAAUCCUGAUGAUCCUUUUCCAAGGAAGACCAAAGUGCACACAGGUCCACCAAAGCCUGUGAAGCAAGAAACCGCCAAGGAACCCAAUGAAAUGGAACAAUCCUGUCCACUCUGUAAGGCAGAACUGAACAUUGGCUCCAAAGAGAGUCCUAACUACAAAACUUGCACAGAAUGUAUAACCAAAGUUUGUGUCAAAUGUGGAUUUAGUCCUUUGGCAAAUAUAUCAGAGGUGAAGGAAUGGCUAUGCUUGAAGUGCCAGAUGCAGAGGGCACUUGGAGCUUCAGAGCCUCUAGGCCUUCCCAUGAUGAAAAAUCACCUCCCAAGCAAAGGUCUUUGUGACUCAAAAGAAAUCAAAGAAACCCUUGUUUCGAGUUCAGCUAAAGAAGCCAUAGAAACAGCUGCAUUGACAACUCAGGCAAAAGAUUUAAUCAUUAAGAAAGAACCAUCAGAUAAAAGAACAGAAACAACUUCAGGUAUUGGAAAGACUGAGGCACAAAAGCCCACAGAGAAAUCAAAAGAAGAACCAUCUGAAUCUCAGAAGCUUCCUGAAAAUAUAUUGACGGCUCUUGCUGAAACUAUUUCUCCAUCAGAUCUAGAGACAACCAAGCUAUCGUCGGAGCAACCCCCGAAACCUUUGUCUGCAACACCACCAACUCCAAAACAGGAUUCAGGAGUGCUUCUUGACUUAGGAGGUCCUAAAACAAAGCAACCAACCCCAACACCAAGUGAUUCAGUAACAGGGAAAAUGUUUGGUUUUGGGUCAUCUUUCUUGAACUCUGCAUCCACUUUAAUGAACCCAGCUGUUCAGGAUGAGGCUAAAACUACACCAUCAACCACCAAAACGACACCACCAGCUUCUCCCAAGCUAGUAUUCUCUGGAUACACUGAGCCACUUGGUGUUCAGACAUCUGAUAAACAAGCAGAGAAAUCUGGUCAAGACAGGGCUCCUAUAGCUGUGCAGGCCAAAGUUGGUGAAACACAACGCUUAAAGCUUACAGCAGAGAUCCAAGGUGUUCCAAAAGAAGAUACAUCUGUCUGUCCACUGUGUAAGGGACAACUAAACAAAGGCUCCAAGAACCCUCCAAACUACAACACAUGCACACAAUGUAAAACAACAGCCUGCAACCAAUGUGGAUUUCAACCAUUACCAGAUGAGCCAGGGGUAAAGGAAUGGCUUUGCCUGAACUGCCAGAUGCAAAGAGCCUUAGGAGCACUGGAGCCCACCGGAUCAGCCAACGCUUUUACACCUCCUCUGUCAGCACAUAAUGUUACAGGAAAAAUAACAGAGAGAGGGGAAACUACAUCAAUUGCAUGCAUCACCAAAGAUAUCACUCCAGAGGGUCCCCUCAAGAAUGAUUACCAGAAAGCUGCUAAAUCUACACAAAAUACACAGGCAGUUUUAGGUACUGAAAAAGGAAAAAAUGGCGAUUUGACUACCAAGACUGAACAAAAAGAGGGUCCUUCUAAACAGGAAGCAGUGCAACCCCAAAAGCCUUCAAAGUCAAAGACAGCCCCUGCCAAGUCGGUACCACCAGCCGCUUCCCCAUCAAUGCAGGAAUCAGGAGGCUUCUUUGGCUUUAGUGGUCCUAAAACUCAGCCAGCAGCAGAAAAACCAACUGAGUCAGUAACAGGGAAAAUGUUUGGUUUUGGAUCUUCGUUCUUGAGUUCUGCAACCACUUUAAUAACUUCAGCUGUCCAAGAUGAACCUAAAACUACACCACCAACUCCUCGUAAACUGUCAUCAGCAUCAGCACGUACAUCUCCUAAAAUUACCCCACCAGCUUCUCCAAAAACUGGGGCCAAAAUUACCCCACCAGCUUCUCCAAAAAUUGGGGCCAAAAAGGAUGUCAAGCUAACUGCUGUCGAGAAAAAUAAUGAGAAAAAGGGAGAUCAACAAAAGCAAGCCAAAACUAAGCCAACUGGACAAGCUGAAGUGACUAAUACUUUAGCAGAAACUGUAAAGACAGAUGCCCAACAUGUUCCAGAGAACACAGUCUGUCCACUGUGUAAGGGACAACUGAACAAAGGCUCCAAAGACCCUCCCAACUAUAACACAUGCACACAAUGUAAAACAACAGCCUGCAACCAGUGUGGAUUUAACUCGUGUUCAGAUGAGGCAGAGGUAAAGGAAUGGCUUUGUCUGAAUUGCCAGAUGCAAAAAGCCUCAGAAGCACCAGAGGCCACGAGAUCAAGCAAGGCUAUUCCAUCACCUCUGUCAGAACGAGAGGUUACUCGAACAAAAACCCAAGGAGAGGAAACUGCAACUCAAGAAAGCCUGUUUAGGAAAGACAACCAGAAACCUAUGGCUAAAUCUGCACAAAAUAGACAGGUAGAUUCAGGAGUAGAUAAGUCUGUUUGUCCACUGUGUAAGGGACAAAUUAACAUUGGCUCUAAAGACCCUCCAAACUACAACACAUGCACACAAUGUAAAACAACAGCCUGCAACCAAUGUGGAUUUAAUCCACUACCAAAUGAAACAGAGGUAAAGGAUUGGCUUUGUCUGAAUUGCCAGAUGCAAAGAGCCCUGGAAGCACCAGAAGCAAAAGGACCAAGCAAGGCUUUUACACUUCCUCUUUCAGAAAAUAAGGUUUCAACAACAAAACCGCAGAGAGGAGAAGCUACAGAACAUGCAGCAGUUGACACAAUGAUCACUCAAGAAAGUCUUCUCAAGAAUAAUGGCCAGAAAACCGAGGCUAUACCUAUAAAAAGUAUACAGGUAGUUCCAGGUACUGAACAAGGAAAACCCAAGGAUUUAGCUCAACAGCAGCCACAGCCUGUUGAAAAACAAGCUGACGUGCAGUUACCCCAAACUACCCAAUCUAAAGAAAAGGAGGGUCCUUCAAAACAAGAAGCAGUGAAACCCCAACAGCCUUCAAAGUCAGUGACAGCGCCUACCAAAUCUGUACCAGUAACAGCUCCACCACCAAAACAGGAGUCAGGAGGCUUCUUUGGCUUUAGUGGUCGUAAAGCUCAGCCAGUAGCAGAAAAACCAACUGAGUCAGUUACAGGGAAAAUGUUUGGUUUUGGAUCUUCAUUCUUGAGUUCUGCAACCACUUUAAUAACUUCAGCUGUCCAAGAUGAGUCUAAAACUACACCACCAACUCCUCGUAAACUGUCCACAGCAUCAGCACGUACAUCUCCAAAAAUUACUCCACCAGCUUCUCCAAAAACUGGGGUCAAAAAGGAUGCCAAGCUAACUGCUGUCGAGAAAACUGACCAGAAAAUAACAGAGCAGCUCAAGCAGGACACCAUUAAAAAAACAGGACAAGCCAAAGUGGAUAAGGAUCCAACAGAGCCUUUGAAAGGACCAACAGAAGUCCAACAUGUUCUAGGAGUAGAUAAGUCUGUUUGUCCACUGUGUAAGGGACAAAUUAACAUUGGCUCUAAAGACCCUCCAAACUACAACACAUGCACACAAUGUAAAACAACAGCCUGCAACCAAUGUGGAUUUAAUCCACUACCAAAUGCAGCAGGGGAUGAAUGGCUGUGUCUUACCUGCCAUACACAAAGAGCUUUGGGACAGCUUGAGUACUCUGGAGAAGAACCUUUAAAUCUACCUGUACCUCACAAAUCAGAGACUCAGGCCAAAGUUGCAGACCCCAAAAUGGAACUUGGAGACAGAAUGGAGAGAGAGCUUACACCUGCCACGUCAAAAUCACUGCCCACACCUGUCCUUAAAAUGAGUAUACUUCAAGCGGAUAACACCCUCAUUAAGCAUGAAACCAAAACAUCUGAUGUUUCACAUGCAAUGGAACAAAAUCAGGAGCAAGGCGAGACAGAUGAGAAAUCUUCUGUGCCCGUUGACACCCUACCACAAAAGGUCACUGUACUACAACAAGAUACUGUGCCAGACACUGAAGUUCACAAAUCCGCACCAAUUGGAACUUUGGAACAAAAACCAAAACUCAGGGACAGUCAAAAAGAAAUGGCCUCUUCCCUGUCUGAUUCCUCAAAAGUCCCAGUUAAAGCAACUGUUGCUGCAGAUUCCUCCCCUACAGCUGUAGAAGUAUUUGAAUCAGUAGUUGUUAAGUCACUAUCAAGUCCCUCUGCUAAUCCAGAAAAUAUUUUGAAGGAUGUGGUAUUUAACGAACCUAUCAUACUGAAAUCCUCAAUAAAACCUUUACAGCAAGAGGAUGUGCUAUCAAUGUCACAGGAUCCACAGUUGGUUUUGGACAAAACACCUGGAAGACAUGCAGAGGUGAAGACUUCCAUCGAUGAGGUGGAUGAAAAUAUUGGUGGCAAAAUGGCAGCAUCACAGAAAGUAGAAGUGUCUACAACUGCCAUCAUUGGUCAAGACAAAGAUGAAACCUGGAAAAAGCCAAGUAAAGAAAGCAACCUUUCUACACCAUCCUGUCCACUUCUAGUUACAACACAUAAAGAGAAGCCCACAUACAAAGAAAAGGAUCAAGAUGAUGAUCAACCCCAAGUUUUCCCUGUAUUACAGGGAACAAAAGAAAGGCUGGUGGUUGGUGACACACAGAUCAAGGACAUGGACGAAGAAGCAUUUACACCAGUAAAGGCAGAUGUUGAUGUUGAGGAAAAACACCUUAGUGCUGAAGCAAUGGAUGAGGGCAGUGAAAGUGAAUUGUCACCAUCACCUGAAUUGUCACCAUCACAUGAAAUUAAGAGAAAAAAGCUCAAAGUGACAAACCUUUCAUCCAGCAGCAAGGACAGCAAAACUGAAACUACUGACUCCUCUGCUGAAGAUGCAGAUGUUAUUCAAAGGCAAAUGAUUUAUACAAAUAAUGAAAGACAAAUGUCUUUUUGGGCGGACGAGAAAGACAAGAAUUUAUCAAAUGAUGAACCCACGAAUGUUAAUAUUGUGGAUAAUGCUUUGAAAAAAGUCCACUUAAGUCUUGACACUGAAACAGAACAAGAUUUUCUCCAGGCAGUGUCCAGUAGUACUGUGGAAGAGGUUAGCCAUGACGAAGAAAAAGAGAGCAUCACAGAAUCCCUGUCCAAAGGAUCAUCAAGUAUUCAGGCAUCUUGCUUCACUCCAUUGUCUUCACCUACAUCAGCCUCUUCUCUUGAAGAAGAUGAUGACAGCAGUCCUAGUCAUAGUAAAUUCAGUUGGGAAAAACAUGGCAAAGGUAAACAUAGGCAGCAACAUCAGCCUCUCUCACCAUUUGAAAACUCUUCAGAAGAGGAGGAGUUUAAGAAAGACCAAGAUGAAGUCAUGGCCCAUGGUCAUCCAGUGCCCUUACCUAAUGAUGUUUUAGGCACAGAGGACCAAAGUGAAAUUCCAGGAAGAGCUUUAAAUAUUCAAACGUCUGAAUCUAAAUACUAUUCCUGUAUAGAAUCAGAACCAGAACCAGAGUACAGAGUACAGAGAGGACGUAAGCCUUCACCAACAGUAAUACCGUAUACUCCUUCUGUGACAAAAUCGCUCAAGAGUGUUGAGGAAUCAUAUGAAGAAUUAUUUCAGAAGACAAAAUGUAUUCCUGGUGAGACCCCUCCAGACAUUGAGCCGCUCUUUGGAGGAAUGACAAUUGAAGACUAUCUUUAUGAAUCAUUGGUAGAGGAGUCUGAUAUUAGACUGAGCGACUCUGAAGAGCGUACAGCUCAUGAUGACACCAGCUUAGAAUCGCUUCAAAACCUCAGGUCACCGGGAGAAGUUUAUAAAGAGAUGAUGCAGAAAAAAAGAGAACUCAUGAUGAUAGAGGAAGAAUAUAAUCAAUCCCAGACUGCUAUGGAUAUAUCUGCUGAAGCUUCAGUCAGUGAGCCUCCAGCAGUUGCAGAUGACACAUGCGUGAUUACAAUACCAAGAGAAGAGACAUUAUUCACUGAAGAAACUGACAAUCUUAGCAGUGAAAUUUGUAGUGAGGUACCCAUUAAGAAAAAGAAACGACCAGCUCCACCACGGCCCACUGAUCCCCCCAAACGCACAGAAGUAACAGUUAUACCAUGUACUCCAAGUACAUCAAUAUGUUUUGUGAGGCCAAUGAUUCCCCAAGACCCGGCAUUCAGCAAGUCAUUGUUCCCCAUACCAGACCUCAAAAUUACACAGUGUUCAUCUGGUGAGGAAGAAGAUGACAGCUUUGCAGAUGACUAUGUAGUCGCUGUUUCAUCUGACAUUACACCCAGCGAUGACUCUGGGACUAAAGAAGAGCCAUGCACAAGCCCACCUUUCUUUGAAACAGAGAUAAAUCCCUUAUGCGUAGUUUGUGAAAUUCCACAGCCCAAACCAAUUCCGAUUCCAAUUUCAGCCCCAGAACUCACAACCACACCUUCACCUGUAUCACCAGUAUCACCCCCAACCUCACCAUCCUCUCCAGAUUCCAUUUUGGUUUCAAAUGCUACAUACCACUUCCAGACUCAAAAGUCCUUGUCAUCAGCUAUACCCCAUUUAGCUGAACCAACACUUCCAGUUUCUUUUGGACUGAAUUCACCUUCAGACAUCUCACAACAAAUAACAACAGCAACAUCAACUGUGGUAUUGUCAAGAGAAGGCUCGGUUUCCCAUUCUACUCUAGCUACCAUAGUGACAAUUCCAGAUGUGAUUUCUGAUCCUACUAAAUUCCAGGCAACCGCAGCUGGUGAUGUUAGGCCUUCUGAAUUUUCAAGUCAAGCCCAAGUUGAGAUUCCAUCUGGGCCAGUUGUAGUUCAAAUGCCAGACUUGGUUUCAUCCCCAUCUCAGAUGCCUGUUGAGACACAAGCUGUUAUCCACACCUCAGUGCCAAGUCUUACACCACUUGUGGUUACAGCACAGCCUACUGCCCUCGUUAAGAAUACAUCUGUAGCAAUCUCAACUCCAGUUUCGGCUCAUGCUGUUACAACAUCUGUGACAUUAUGCCCAGAGCCAGUGAUUGUUCAGAUGCCUGACCUUGUCUCAACAACAUCUCCAAUGGUUGCACAAACAUCAAUACCAGUUUCAGUGCAAAUGACCUCCUCUGUUGGUGCCACAGCCAAAGUUGUACAUUCAUUCCCUGUACAACAGGUUUUUCCAACAAGCCCAGUUGUAGUUGCAGCUCAAGUUCAAACACCCAAGUCAGUUUCACCUGCUCUGGCAUCAACAACUGUAGUCAAAAAGAAAGUCCCACCUCCACCUCCACCCCGUUCUACGUCAGUGUAUUCACCCGAGCCUAAUGCUGAACUGCCACUGGUAAAGACUGCUCAGGAUGUCAACCCCAGCACGACUACUACGAUCGCAACUACAAUCACAGUAUCCUCACAGCUAAUGCAAUCUGUAAUUGUUGAUAAACAACCAAGAAUAGAGGAUGCAAAACCAAACAAUAUGGUUGCACCUCACAUUAUGACCCCAACAGGAAAGGAGCAUGUAGUCAUUGUAGUACCACAUGAGGAAAAGAUAUGUAUACUUGGGCAAAGUCAGGAAAAGAUAUGUAUACUUGGGCAAAAUCAUCAUGAUGUUGAUAGCACAGGAUCAGUAGCUACAGAUUCAGGAUUGGAUAUAUCUAGUGCAGGUUCUUUACUGUCACCUAAACUGUCACCAUCUCAACUUCUGCCUAGGGUUAUGACAGAGACAAAUGCUGUGGACACAGUAGAAAUACCUGUAGUAGAUACACCACCACCUUAUUUGAUUAGAUUACCAAAGUCAGCAGUUCAUCCAGUGUCUCCAGGUUUUUCCACUGGAGUGACUACAUCACAGGGAGCUUGCAGUAGACCUCCACCACCUAUACCACCUAAACCUAUAUUAAUUCCAGCUGGAUUGGUGUUCAGUCACAAGCCAGGAGAGAGUGUGAAGCCACCACCUUUUUCUACAGGAUCUAAAGCUGCAACACUACCCAGAUCCAAAGAACCGCCGAAUGCUCUGUCUUUUAGCUUGACGCGACCUGUUGAGUCAAACUUAGGAACAUCAUCUCCUAAGUCACCUGUGUCUCCAAGGCAUUCUAGAAGUUUGCAAACAUAUGUAGUAAUAACUCUUCCUUCUGAACCCGGCUCACCAACAGAAGUUAUAACAGUCCAAGCACCUACUAGACGAGAAUCAAUUUCAUCUACAUGUGUCUCAGGGAUCCAGAGGACAACUAUUGAACAAAAACCCCAUGCUGAGACGUUUUUGGCACAAGCAAAAAUGCACAGAGCCUCUAUUCCCUUGGUAAGGCAACUACCUACUAUACCUGUACCACCAACUAAAGCAAUGGACCAUGCCUCACCUUCUGUGGGAGUUGAUGAUCAAGUGAAAAACGAGAGAGACUCCCUGUCAUCUUGGGUACAUCCAUCACCAUCUGCAGCUGAAGUCGUGGGUACACGCAUCCAAGCGCAGACUGUACCUAUUCCAAUAAAGAAACCGAAUGUACUUAAAGAACAGUCAAUUACCUACCCACUUCUACCGCCUAAAACAAUCUCUGUAGCUAUUUCAAUCCCUCCCUACACCGAGGAUAAUAUUCAACCUCAAACACAUAAACCCGGAGUAGGACCACAGUCUUUGUCAUCUGCUUUUCAGCAUCAAGUUAUUUUAACAGAUGCAAAAAGUGACCCGUCACAACUAUUUUCCUUAAAAAGUGACCCAUCACAACUAUUUUCCUUACCUCAGGCCCCGGUACAAACUGAAUUGGUCCAAUCACAACCACUGAAACAAGAUGUAAUUGCACCACUGCAAUCCUCACACUCAGUGGUAAAACAAACCAUAUCAACUGCCUUCCAGUCAACUGUUCCUCCUACACAGGAUAUAUUCCAAACACAAGUGCUCCAAAAAGAACUGAUGGCUUUUCCAUAUAUUCCAGAGGAGUCUACCAAAUCUUUAAUGCUUGGAAACGAUCAGCAUAUCCACACUGAAGAGCAGCCGCAUGAAAUCAAAGCAGUUAGUAGCACUAUGGGACAUAUUUUACCCACGGACCAAUGCACCGUUGCAGAACUUUCAUUAUUAUCACAUACUUUCCAACCUUUAGAAGAAACAAAGUCACGUGUUGUUAAUGAAGCUCAACAAAUAGCAAUGCAGCCAGAAGGACCUCCUGUUACUUAUGUACCACACGCAGUCAUUUUACAUUCUUCUGUACCACAAGAGGUCACAGCAUUGAGGCAUGAAAGGGAAACUCCUACUGAGGUUGUAACCGAAAUGAUAUAUCAAAGUCGAACUCCAGUAUCACCAUCCAUGCCAGUCACAGUUAUGACACCUAAGGAAACUAUUGAAGAGAAAAAGACAGUGCAAACAAAAAUGUAUUAUCUUGAAGAAGAUGAUAUACCCACACAGGUUGUUAUAUCUGAGGCAUCUGCAGCAAUCGAAAGACAAACCAUGACCAUGCAUCAACCAGUACAAAAGGAACUAGUAGUGCACAUUCCACCUCUAGAGGAAAAUCAUACGGAAGAAUGUAGAGUUUAUGUUCCCUGUAGGAGAGAGUCUAUUACUUCAGUAAAUCAACCUCAAGUGAUAUCCUGGGAAUGUGAAAAGGAUCAGCCUUUGGGGAUAAUAAGCACCGGGACAGUCAACAGGAGAACUUCAAUACCAACAUCACAGGAUAUUUUAGGGAAUAUCUCUUUGGCUCCAGUAGCGACCACUGCAGUUGAACAGGAUUCUAUUAAAACCCAAGAAAUGUGUAGACUAGAAAAUAUUGUUCCAAAUGGAAGCAACAUAUAUUCUUCAAUUUCUUCUUUAAGUAAAUUCCAUGAAACCCAGUUGACUACCAGUGACGUCCAAAGUACAAGAAUUUCUGUUGUUCAUGAAGGACUGCCACAAGAUUCAACACAAAGUGCAGCAAUCACUGUGCAACCAGAUGUAGCUCAAAUUUCACCUCUUCCGAAACAGAAUGUAAAGGGAAUGUAUCCCACCGAUGUCAUUGAUUUACGUACAAUUAGAGCAGGGAUAAAAAUGACUGAAAAGGGAAUGGAUCUUACGCAGCCUGACUCACAUCACCACUCCUUUUCAAGUGAUUUCAGUGGACGCCCAAUCACAGCAGUGCAGCCGGAGAUAGUAAAUCUUAGUUCAUACCCUGUCGCUUCCAACAUAUUGUCUGUGGUCACAGACAACAUCACGAUAGUAACAUGCACAGCCACAAUUGCCUCAUAUAACAGAGCUGCUGUGGAGAAACCAGACAAAUUGCAGACAGCAGUUAAAUCGUUGCCUGUCUCUCUAACAACAAGCAAGUCCUUUGAGCCCCUUGCACAGAUCAUAUACAGACCUGUGAAUUCUCCACCUGUGGUCAGUACUGUGACAACUACAGUCCAGGACAUACCCAUUAAUUUAUCCUUUGGAACUCUUGUUUCACCAAAGCUGAAACAACCAAGUGGAAGUUCUGUUCUUUUUCCAGAAGCCACUGGGGCCAUGGAUCUAUCAAUCUACAAACCAACGAGAACUAUGAUUGCAUCAUUCAGUACCAGCCCAGGCGUAAUAACCACAAUUUUGGAGGACGACGGUACGCCUGUUGACCUUACGGCUGGUAGGAGGACUGUUUGCUGCGAUGUCAUUUACAAACUCCCUUGUACGAGAAGGUGUAGUACACAACCCCAAGUUAUAACCCAGCCAGAGACACAUGGUCAUUACCCGUAUAAUGCAGAAAUGUAUGGAACCAAAGAUGUCAAACGUUUAAGUGAAUCAGAGAGCUUCCGGAACCAGGAGGAAGGCCCUUUACAUGAUGCCAAGAAUAACAAUAACUAUCUCUGUGAUGUACAUCAGACAAUGGACUUCAAUGCUUCUUCUGCAGGUACAGCUCUAGACUACACAAGUAAAGCAACUGGAGUCUACCCCGGAAAGACAUCGACUUCAAACUCCCUUGUUCCAGCAGGUGGUUUGGGUGUAAAUGGUGUUGUAAGGACCUCCAACGGAAUCGCUUACGCUUCUUUUACUGCUACAGUUCCAUCUACAUAUGCAGUUACAACUCAGCCAGGCUCUAUCUUCAGUACGACCAUAGCUCCUAAAUUAGCAGCUCAGACCCAGGCAUUACCACAUCCAUAUGGCUUCAUUCCAACUCUAGACACAGGACACGUAAUUCCUUUCGACACAGAAAUACCUGUUGACUUUUUACCAAUGGCUUUGACUGACAUUAUCACUGGCUAUCCAGAAAUGUACUCCGAUGUGACCCUGGAAGCAAUUGCUGCCUCUCUUAGUGUUUUAGCGUCUUCUCCAAUACUCCCUGGCCUAGACAACACUAAGAUGGCCAAGUAUCAGUUGGAAAGAGAAAUCCUCGAGCUUGAGAAGCUUAAACAACUAUGCCUUGCAGAGGAGCUGGAAUGGGAGAGGCAAGAGAUUCAGCGUUACCGUGAACAGGAACAGUUGAUGGUACAGAGGGAACUUGAGGAACUUCAGGCACUGAAACAGCAGCUUCUUUUGCAACAAGAGGAAGAACACCAUGCACACAUAGUAGCCCAGCAGGAGACCUAUGCCCAGCAAAAAGAGCAGCUGCAGCAAAUCCAGCAACUCCAGUUGCAACUUCAGCGCCAGCUGGAUGAGCACUAUGGUAUUAGUAGUUUGACAGGAAAACUCCUAGAUGCCAAAUAUGCAGGAGUGGGGGAUAGUGGCCAGUAUUGGCCAGUUAAAGAUAAGCCUUCAAUGCCAUCAGCUAGAAUGCAGUCACAGAAUAACAAUGCUCAAUUGAGUUUAGAAAGAAAGCUUCAAGCUGACGAAGACACAGGCAAAAAAAUUAUUGACAGUGGAGUUCAGACAGAUGACGAAGAUUCGGCUGAAAAACACCAUGCAGGGAAGAGAAAGAAAAUGCGGAAAAGUGUCGAAAGCUCAGCUCAGUCUGAUGAUGAAGAUCAUGAAAAAUGGGAUGCUCCUACAAAAGCUCGUCGGCGCUCCAGAAAACACAGUAAUGAUGGGAAACAUGGCUCAAAGGUCUCCAGCAUUGCAGUCCAGACAGUAGCAGAAAUAUCGGUCCAGACUGACCACUCUGGAACUUUUAAACAUCCCAUCGUCCAAAUAGAUAAUAAGGUCCAAAUAAAUAAACACAUCUCGGCUUCUGAGACCUCUCAGAGAGGUGGCAGUUUAGGCUGUCAGACAAAUACCGAUAGAAGAUCCAACGUGGUGGGCUACAACACACACCUUUCAGCAGAAUUCCCAGCAAAGUCUAGAGUUUUCUACAGUACAAUCUCCCCUUCAUCACCUGAAAAGUCACUUGCAGGGGAAAAAUUGCCAACAAGAAUGUUGAAGACUGGACAGAAAUCUUUAUCUGACCCAGUGUCCCUUAGUCCUUCUACAGAGGACAGGAUGGUUGGAUACACUGCAGACAUUUAUACAGGCAGAGGUUCACCUUCCAGCACAGGAAAAAAGGUGAAACGAACAUUACCAGACCCCCCUCUUGAGGACGAGUCUCUGAUAGGAAGGUCUGGCUAUAGCAACAGCUCAGCACGUCGCCGCAUCGCCCGCAGUACAACAAUGGCUCGUGCAAAGAUUCUGCAGGACAUUGACAAGGAGCUUGAUCUUGUGGAAAGAGAAUCUUCCAAACUUCGCAAGAAACAGGCAGAGCUAGAUGAAGAAGAAAAGGAGAUUGACGCCAAGCUGCGGUACUUGGAGAUGGGUAUCAACCGGCGUAAGGAGGCGCUGCUAAAGGAGAGAGAGAAGAGAGAAAGAGCUUAUCUACAGGGGGUGGCAGAGGAAAGAGAUUACAUGUCUGACAGCGAGGUUAGCAACAUUAGAGGAACAGGGGGAGAUAGCCUGGAGAGACCACGGACCGCUCCACAAUCAGAGUUUGAUCAAUAUAUUACCCCACAUACAGAAGCGGACUCUCAGUACAACACUCUAACAAGUCCGUACUCUCACUAUGCCCACUAUGUCCCCCAGACCCAAACUACAAGCCAGUACACCCAACAGAAUCUGUACCAGCAGCAAUCCCUUUACAACCAACAAGUGUCUCCUUACGCAACUAUAUCCCUCUCCCAAACGCAGGCUCAGGCAAGUAGCUACCAGCAUGCGUUGCUUUUGCAGCAGGGAAAACAGCGACAAACCACGCUGUCUGACUUAGAGCCCAAGAUCACUACCAAUUAUGAAGUGAUACGCAAUCAGCCGCUGAUAAUCGUACCAACCUCUGCAGAAAGUGGAUAUGGAGUGGCUCAUUUGGGAGGCAAGUACGGCUCUUUGGAUUUAAGGCUUGGGAUAGAGGAAAGGAGCAUGGCUUCCAGUCCCAUGUCCAGCAUUUCAGCAGAUUCUUUUUAUACCGAUAUUGACCAGCAUAAUGCAAGGAACUACGUGCUGAUUGAAGACAUAGGGGAGCUCACUAAGGCUUCAGCUGGGCUGAGCAAUUCCGUCAUGGGGUCUGGAUUCAAUCUGCCCGAUAAAGAAUUGUCUAAAGCAGACAGACUACUCAGAGCAGCAGAGGUCAGGCGCACAGCAGAGGUGGCAGAUUUUUUAGGCACAUCCCGUCUUCAAAGUUAUGGAAAAGGGGAAGAUGACACGAUAGAGGAGCCUUACGAGCUAAAACUGCUGAAGCAACAAAUCAAACAGGAGUUUAGACGAGGAGCCGAGGGACUCGAACACUUAACAGGUCUCAGUCUACCAUCGUAUCUCCCCAGUGACAGCAGUUUUCGCCACUUUUCUAAAGGAGAGAAAUACACCAUUGGCAGACUCACCCUUGAAAAACAGGCUGCAAAGCAACUUCCAACAGCUGCGCUUUACCAGAAACAGAUGAAAAACAAAAAGGGUCUAAUAGACCCUAAAGCUGUAACAAAGUUUUCUCCAAUUCAGGAGAAUAGGGACCUGGAACCUGAUUUUAGAAAUUACAUGGGAUCUGGGGCAUCCGUUGCAGCUGCUAGAGCCCGGUUAUUUCAGGAUGAGAUAACAUUUGGUCUAAGAAAGAAUUUGUCUGAGCAACAAAAAUAUUUGGGCUCUUCUUUGGGACCCAACCUAGCUUGUUCUCUAAACCUUGGCUUUGGAGCAAGUACUGGCCAGGAUGAUGCGACUUACCCAGGUGGCACUUGUUCUCGACCUUCCUCCCGCCCUUCCUCCCGUCCCUCCUCUGUCUAUGGUUUGGAUCUAUCCAUCAAACGGGACUUAUCAAGCUCCUCACUUAGACUUAAAACAGAGGGAGAGGUUCUAGAUGCUGCCUUUGCUCCUGGAGCAGCAAGAGCAAAGCCGACAAGUUUACCAAUCAGCCAGAGCCGCGGCCGUAUACCAAUUGUGGCUCAGAAUUCCGAGGAAGAAAGUCCUCUGAGUCCAGUGGGGCAGCCUAUGGGCAUGGCCAGAGCCUCAGCUGGUCCUCUUCCUCCAAUCUCGGCAGACUCCAGGGAUCAAUUUGGGUCAAGUCAUUCUCUGCCAGAGGUGCAGCAACAUAUGAGGGAGGAAUCUCUCACACGUGGAUUUGAUCGAGACAUUGCAUUCAUCAUGGAUGACUUGCAAGGUGCCAUGUCUGACAGUGAAGCUGGAGGCCCCAACUGGAAUAUAGAAGCCUACCAUCUAAGGAGAGAGGACACAGACUGGUUUGACAAGCCAAGAGAAGGACAUCUUCACAGUGGAAAUGUAAUUGAUCGGAGACAGAUGAAACUGGUCUCCUACUCAUUCCCUCACACUUGUAUCAAGCUCAAAAGAGACCCAUUGGAUAUAAGGGUGUCAGGUAAUGGCCUUGGAGUCUGUGUUGUGGGGGGGAAAGAGAUUCCUGGUGGUCGAGGAGAGAUCGGAGCCUACAUUGCCAAGGUGGUUCCGGGGGGUCUGGCAGAACAUACUGGAAAAGUUGUUGAGGGAAUGCAGGUGCUGGAAUGGAAUGGAGUCCCUUUGAUGGGAAAGACUUAUGAAGAAGUGCAAAGAAUCAUGGGAGAACAAUGUGCAGAGGUGGAGCUCUGCCUAAGACUAGACUUAAACAUGCUGUCAGACCCUGAACAUCCACAAGUCCUGGAGCAUCUUGUCCAGCUCAAGGCUGGUGGUCUGCAGUCACCAGGAGUGGAUCCCAAUCAGUUGGCUGCGGAGCUGCAGAAGGUUUCCCAACAACAGGCUCCUAGUGGGGCCGGCAUUGUGCCUGGAGGUUUAGGAGUGCUUUCUGCAUUAGAGCGUUCUGCUCUUCUCUACUCUGGAACUGGAUCCGCUGCCUCCAGUGGAGUACCGAGCCCUGGUCGGCCAACAUCCCCAGCCAUCGACAAAAGGCAGCGUCACAAGGCAUCGGAAGUGAUGCGAAUGCCUCACCCUAUCACUGGAGACAUUCAGCUCCAGAUCAACUAUGAUAGGAACCUAGGAAACCUGAUCGUACAUGUCCUGCAGGCUAGGAACUUAACCCCGAGGGACGAUGACAGCUACUCUGACCCCUUUGUCAAGGUCUAUCUGUUGCCAGGGAGAGGUCAAGUCAUGGUUGUCCAGAAUGCAAGUGCCGACAACAAAAGAAGGACCAAAUAUGCCCAGAGGACCAUGAACCCAGAAUGGAACCAGACAGUCAUCUACAAGAAUAUUCAUCUGGAGCAGUUAAAGAAAAAGACACUGGAGGUGACUGUGUGGGACUACGAUAAGUCUUCUUCGAAUGACUUUCUUGGAGAAGUGUUGAUUGAUCUUUCAAACACUGCCCAAUUGGACAACACUCCUCGCUGGUUGCCCUUAAAGGAGCAGAGUGAAACUAUUGAGCAUAUUAGGGCCCACCCUGAUAUUCAAGGUCCUGGACAUGGACAAGGUCAAGGCCAAAUAUCAGGGCUUGGGAUGGGACCUGGACAUGGAUUAGGACCAAGUCAAGCACCAGGACAGGGAGAUGGAGGUCAGGAUUCACCUAAAAACUCUGUAAUAAAGAGCAGAAGUCAUGGGCUUUUCACUACACCAGCAAAAGACAUGCAGAUGCUGCCUUUAGAAAAGUCACACAGCAGCCCAGGCAGCUCCAAGUCUUCCUCUGAUGGCCAACUUCGCUCUCAUGGACCAUCGCGGAGCCAAAGCAAGAGUAGUGUCACUCAGGCCCACCUUGAAGACGCUGGAAUAGCCAUUGCUGCUGCAGAGGCUGCUGUGCAACAGUCUCGACUGCAACUAAGACCUGGACACCGGCUUGGGGAUAUCUCAGGGUCGGUUGUGUUGUCUGCUCCAAGCCUUGUUGGAGAUGUCUAUGAAGGUCUGGAUGGUGAAGAAGGUCCAGGCAGUGGUGUGGACAGUGCCAUUUUUCAAGUGCCACGAAUUGGUAAAACUAUGCCUACUGACACAAACAAAAACCUACUAGAAACUCCAGAGAAUGAAGCAGGAAAAACGCAAGUAAUGGGGGAGAUCAAGAUUGCUCUGAGGAAAGAGGUGAAGACAGAAGGAGACCAGCUGGUGCUAGAGAUUCUUCAGUGUAGAAAUAUCACCUACAAAUUCAAAAGCCCAGACCACCUACCAGACCUGUAUGUCAAGUUGUAUGUGGUGAAUGUGGCUACACAGAAGAAGAUCAUAAAGAAAAAGACCAGAGUUUGCAGACAUGACAGGGAGCCUUCUUUUAAUGAGACCUUCAGAAUCCCUUUGAAUCCAACUGGACAUGCCAUACAGCUCUUUUUGGUCUCUAACGGAGGCAAGUUCCUGAAGAAGACUCUCAUAGGGGAGGCAUACAUCUGGCUGGACAAGGUGGACAUGAGAAAGCGAGUCGUCAGCUGGCACAAGUUGAUCGUCAGCUCCACUCAGACCAACCCUUGAGCCGAGUGUGCUAAAUAAUCUCCCCCUGAUAAUGGGAGAUCAUCAAAGGAUAAAGCCAGAGUAAGAUACAAUUGAAACCA
This is a messenger RNA of Cynoglossus semilaevis (tongue sole), 23197 nucleotides long. RefSeq names its product piccolo presynaptic cytomatrix protein b (gene pclob). The record is from RefSeq and is a predicted model, not a curated record. Lineage: Eukaryota; Metazoa; Chordata; Actinopteri; Pleuronectiformes; Cynoglossidae. Gene Ontology annotation, cellular component: cytoskeleton of presynaptic active zone; GABA-ergic synapse; glutamatergic synapse. Gene Ontology annotation, biological process: presynaptic active zone assembly; protein localization to synapse. Gene Ontology annotation, molecular function: protein binding; metal ion binding; structural constituent of presynaptic active zone.